This is a messenger RNA of Rattus norvegicus (Norway rat), 3580 nucleotides long. The record is from RefSeq and is a predicted model, not a curated record. NCBI's taxonomy places the organism in Eukaryota, Metazoa, Chordata, Mammalia, Rodentia, Muridae.
ACACUUCAUAAAUAUCCCAUCCAUUAAGAGAUGUAGAGCAGCCUGGGAACACAGACUUCCCUCUUCAAGGACUCUUGGCUCAGUGUUACCAGCACUGAGCACCAGCUGCCCACCUCUAGGGCUUGGGUGGCCUAGACACAGAAAGAGUCCACAUGACUCAGAAAUUGUGUUGUUACUGAAUGGUUCUGGCCCCUGCCCUUUUGAGAAAUCUUGAACAAUGAUGCAGCUUCUCAAGGUAAGUGGUUCUUCCUCAUGCAUGAGACACCGAGAACUGUUUGGAGGAAAAGCUCUGAGUCUUCUGGGUAGUCACAGACACUACCAGCUAUACAAGGUACAAAAAGACUACCUUGUGUGUCAUCACAGACAGACAAUAACAACAAAAAAGUUACACUUCUUCCAAGUGGGGUAGCACACACUUAUAAUCCCAGCAUGUAGGAGGCCGAAGCAAGAGGAUCCUGAGUUCAAGGGCAGCUUGAGACCCUGUCUCGCAAAAACAAAACCAAACUUAGCAGAUCCUGUUUCUAGACGCCUCAAAGGGUCUGAUCUUCCUGGGAUAACUAUAUAAUUCAACCAAACAGUGUUAUAGAAUGACCAUAGGUGGUCCUUCUAUGCUACUGGAAAAUAGAACUCCCAGGCCUCUAACACUGUUGGGACUGGGAAGAAUCUUACUAUCUUUGUUCUCAAACCCAGCACAGGGUUUAGAGAUGCUAAUCACAUCGGAUCUCUAGGUCUUCUUGACUCACUGUGUGGGAAGGACCUUCUACUCUUUCUCUGCUCCCAGAUGAUGUUUGCCACCAUACCUCCUAGACAUCUUUUCAGAUCUGCAUAUUGGACUUCUUGAAACUCAGGAUUGGCUCUAGAUCUUUCCCAUACCCAUGCUCUUGGCCCAGAGCCUAGCUAAUGAAUGAUAACAAACACUGAGCCCUGUUCAAAAAGACUGAGAAUCCCUCUACCCUGUGCUGGGAUAGGUUCACACUGAGACUCUGAGCCGGCCAGCACAUUCAGUCUGUUUGAGCCAUGGGGACACUGUCUCUCACCCAAGGUAACCCAUUCUAAGGGAGGGCUCAAACUAAAAGCACUUCCUUGACUCCCAAACCCAUGUGUCCCCAGCGCUAUACUCGUCAGGUUCUGUAGCAUUUUAGUUGUCCAGCUCUGGGCAACACUUAGCCUGUCUGCCUGGCAUCCUCACCGCAAAAUCGGUAAAAUGACGGUGUACGCAGACUACACAUUAGGAUGGUCUGAGCAGGAAAUAACUGAAACCAGGUUGGGGUACCGCACAGGGAGCACCCAGAAGGCACAUUUGUCAUGGCUGUCAUUGAGGCCUCCUUGAGAAAGGGAACCCUCCAUCCAUCAGCUAAGCAGAACUCACAGCAAGAGCUCUGCAGCCCUGACUCACACACUCUUCAGCCCAGCCCAGCACCGUCCUCUGCAGCAGUCAUCCUGGGGAGAUGUGUGAUCUGCCCUCACAAGCCUUCACAGCUUUCCUGGCUCCUAAAUCCAUGCCUGUGUGCAAGGGCACACGCACAUGCACGCACACACACUCACAUGCCACACAUACACACAUGCCACACACAUACACAUGCCACACACCACACACACACCACAUACACACAUACAUACACACUCACACACACAUGCCACACACACUCACAUGCCACACACACACUCACAUACACACAUGCCACACACACACGCCACACACACACACACCCACACACACCACACACACGCGCCAUUGCAAAGGAUAGGUGAGAGGCGGCAGGAUCUGUGAAAGAGGCAAUGCUUCUGAGCCAGACCGACCACCACUUCUUCCUGGCCAUCCCUAGGCCCAUCCCGUGUCUCUCCAAGCCACAGUCUCCUCCCUUACUAGUAGAUACAACAAGGACCACCCACCUACAGUGCUCUGGCACUGUGUAUUAUAACUGAUAUUAGGAAUAAUACACAGUCACCCAUUUUUAUUUUUAAAAGUCCUCUUAACAAAAUUUCAGAACCAGAAGGGGCUCAGGGAUCAUCUAGCCCAAUCUCCUCAGUAGAUGGAUGGAGAUGAACAAAUACUAAAAUAAUGAAGCCCAAGGUCACACGUGGAGGUGGCACUUGGAUGGAGUCUGGGACCUGGGUCUCCUGACCUUCUACUGCGUUCUAUAUUAGCUUGGCUGGCUGCCCUGUGCAGCUCCCCUCCUGCCCACGGUGAUGGCUGGAAUCACUCUUCCCGACCCUCUCCAAUCAUGGCUCACUAGCCAGUGCCAUCUGAACCCUGACCGCCAGCCUUAAAUUCUCAGACACAUCCACUUCCUUUACCCCUAAGGAGGAGCCUUAGCAGUGCAGGUAAGAUGUCUAAUGGUAACAGUUAGUGCUGUUAGUAUGUUGCAUGGGUAAGUGUUAGUAAUCUCAAUAUAUACUAAUCUGAAUAUUAGUAAUCUCAAUGCCAUGGCGACCAACACCUGACCUUUGAAAAUCAACUCACCUCAGGCUCUUCCCCAAUACAGUUGGUUUGAAGGCCUCAUCAAUGUAUUUAACUCAACACUUAUUAAGCACCUACUUUAUGCCUUGUCAUAGGCCAAAGGCUGGAGACAGGGAAGCCAAGGCUGGGCCUCUGCCAGGAGAAGCUCAUGGUCUAUCGGGGAUUUAGGGCAGAAGGAUGGGAGGGUGCAUCACACUCUUUUGACCUAACUGGUGCCGCAGCAAAAGCUCCACCCCACCCUGUUGGGAACCUCCUUUGUGUGGCCGGCACAGGGCAAAAGGUGUCUGGAAUAAACUAGAGAUAGACAGGAUGGGUGGUCGGCUGAGAAUGACAACAAGAAGGAAAUGGAAAAUAGGAAAUACGGGCCCCAGAACGUGACUUUCUUCCUUCGGUCUCAGAAGAGAUUAUUCUAGGGGAGGCAAAGAUUGAGAUCUGCGAGCCUGGUUCCUGCUCUCUGCCAGCGCUCAAGACCCAUGUGCUUCUGUUCCUGUGGGAUGCCGCCCAUGGAUGACAGGGUCUUCCAAGCCAAUGGCUGGGUUAUACAUGACUGCAGGCAACCAUCAUUUGCUACAACUGUCACAGCUCCUGUGAUGGAAAUGCUUUCAUCCCCUGAUUGCUCUGCAAGAAUCUGGUGGGGAUCGCGCCGCAGCAAGCGGUCUCAAGCUGUCCCCGGCGGCCGCGGAGCCACAGAGGCCCCCUCCAGCCCCGCCGCGGCCUCCUCACCUGGGUCCACUCGCCCUCCGCAGUCCCGCCGGCUCGCACGACUCCGGCGCAGCUUGGCGCAGCGCCUCUGCAGUCGCUGCAGCAGCCGCCUGACGAUGAUCAGCAACCUGCGGCGGUGGGGAAGAGAGAGACAGGGGCGGGUGAGCGCCGGUAGCCGCAGCCUGCAAGCUCGGAGGACACGCUGCCCGCCGCGGGCUAGGGCAGUUCCAGUGCUUGGCCGGCGCCCCGCACCCCCGCACUUGCACUCCUGGGUGCGGCGGGUGAGGCUGGGCGGUGGGCCCGGAGGUCCCCGGGGUCCUUGUCAUCACCUGCGAAGGCUUCCAUGGUUUAGGCUGCCCCGGGAGGGUAGCAGGAUUGCUCUCCCGAGCCCCAGCUGAAGGUGGCUAGCGGGUGCUU